AUGUCAUUCAAAGAAUUAGAGAGGAAGAACUACCAUACAUAGAAAGGGUUGAUACAGGCAACAUUUAACAGCUAGAUCUCAAUUAUUGAUAAUAAAGAUCUCAAGAAUUUUAAGCCAGUCUAGCAAACUACUUAAAUUAGUAUAGUUUAGCAAGACUAAGAAAGCACUCUUACUAAAGAAUAUGAACCUAAGGAGUUAACAGUUGUUUUUAAAAAAGCCUUAAUUGAUGUAAAAAAACUGGUUUAUGAUCACUGGAUCAAAGAGUAGGAAAUCAAGAAUGAAUAGCUAGAACUCGCCUAGGAAUAGUACUUGAUCAAUCCCAGACUAGAUGGGAAGGUACCAGCUGACGAACUAUUCAAGAAAAUUGAUUAAUACAAAAACUAAGUAUUCAAAGAUAAUAUCCUGCUUAAAUGA
Molecule: messenger RNA, 414 nt
Organism: Stylonychia lemnae
Lineage: Eukaryota; Ciliophora; Spirotrichea; Sporadotrichida; Oxytrichidae
Source: the annotation of a GenBank genome assembly